Messenger RNA from Nothoprocta perdicaria, 3275 nucleotides. It is a transcript of the gene CEP85, whose product is annotated as centrosomal protein 85. The record is from RefSeq and is a predicted model, not a curated record. The coding region runs from base 214 to 2562 and encodes 782 amino acids. Gene Ontology annotation, cellular component: centrosome. NCBI's taxonomy places the organism in Eukaryota, Metazoa, Chordata, Aves, Tinamiformes, Tinamidae. The transcript has 15 exons.
UGUAACGGUCGCGACGCGUGGGCGCAGCGCGGGCGCCGCGGCGGAGGCAGUGUGUAACAUCUGCGUGAAUGGCUUCCAGAGAGCCACCCGUGAGCAUUUGCUGUUUGACUGAUGGAGAGGAGAGAGGCCAUAAAUUUCCCCAGUGAAGAGAGCUGUAAAUUACAUUCACAUCAGAGGCCGAAAAUUCACUCUCUGAGCUGAGGAAUAGAUAAGAUGGCUGCUCUUGAGAAGCAUGCAGACCUGAGGCUUCAGCAGAUCAAUCCAUCAGACCCUGGUACCAGUCAGAAGAGCCAUUUCUUGGAGACUGACUGGAAAACACCCAUGUUGUCUGCAAAGUUCCAGAGUCGCAUCAGUCGCUGCUCCAGUGGGGCUGACAGCGGGGACGUGGGCAUUGGGACCUCCGGCUCAGACAGCGCUGAAGACUUUUGCAACUCCAGUAAUGGUUCCUCGUUCCAGCCCAUCAAAACCCAAGUGACCAUCCCAACAGCUCAUGUUAUGCCUUCUACCUUGAGUACUUCACCCUCCAAGCUCCGCUCAGCAGGCGAACAGAGCAGUUCACAGAAUACUUCAAAACCUGCUGUGCCAGGAGCUGCUUUGGGACUCAUGAGAAAUGGAGACUUUAAUGCUGGGAAGUCAUCUCAGGUGCCACCCGGAGAUCUCUUGCAUCUCUGCGGGGCUUCGGGGGAAAAUGGUUUAGAGCAGUCCUGGCACCCCACUUCUGAUCACUUACGAAGAGAGGAUGCCUUGAAGUUCAACACCCCCGCCAUUGAGCAAACCUUUAAUCAGUCUCUUUUUCUGGAUAGUUUGUGUGCUGACCCUCUGCACAGGUUCCAGAAGUUCAAUCUGAACUCCGGGACAACUGAGGCCGCCAAGGAUCAGUAUAAAGUGCUGCCAGAGAGCAAGCAAGCAGCAGGGGCUAACGGGGUGUGCGAGGCCCACAGCGGAGCAUGGCCAAACGGGAACAGGCUGCUGCCGGCAGGACUGCAGGCCAACGGUGUCUUUUCAAAGCCUACAACUCCCCCAUCUCGAGCAUGGAUGCAAGAAACCUGCACUCUGCACCCCCACGAGAGGGUCUGUGAACUCGGAGCGUGGAAACAACAGCUGGAGAGCGUACGGCUGCAAAUAGAACAAAUGCAGUUACAAAAUGGAGCUGCUUGCCACCAUCCCUCAGUGUGUCCUGCUCCGGUGCCUUCAGCUGAUCCAACCCAAUGGAUCAAUAUCCUGAACACCAACGAAAACCUCCUGAAGGAGAAGGAGCUCAUCAUUGACAGGCAAAGACAGCACAUUUCCCAGUUGGAGCAGAAAGUUCGGGAAAGUGAACUGCAGGUUCACAGCGCCCUCCUUGGCUGCCCCGCUCCCCCAGCACCCUAUGGAGAUGUCUAUAUGCUGAGAUUGCAGGAGCUGCAACGGGAGAACACCUUCCUGCGAGCGCAGUUCACAGAGAAGACUGAAUCUCUCGGUAAAGAGAAGAUUGAAUUGGAGAGAAAACUGGCUGCUGCAGAGGUGGAUGCAAAACUGAUCCGGGAGACGCUGAAGGAAACUGUGCAGAAACAUGUGGAGGAAUUAAAGAAACAAGAAGAAAGGGUAAAGGGAAGAGACAAGCACAUUAAUAAUCUGAAAAAGAAAUGCCAGAAGGAAUCCGAGCAAAGCAGGGAGAGACAACAGAGAAUUGAGACUCUUGAGCGAUACCUGGCUGAUCUCCCAACUCUUGAGGACCACCAGAAACAGAGUCAGAAGCUGAAGGAAUCCGAACUGAAGAACACGUCUCUGCAGGAGACGGUGCUGGCACUGGAAACACAGCUGGGAGAUAUCCGCACGGCCUUCAGGGAGCAAGAAAUGCAGCUAGAAGCACAAAAACGUAAAGAACUGGAGCUUCUUUCUUCUGUGUGCAGCUUGCAGGACAAGGUGCAGCAGUCUGUAAAGAAUGUGGAGAGAGGCCUCCCUGCCCAUGAUGGGGAGAAGCAAAAAGCAGAAAAUGAUUCUCUGAAGAAAGAAUGCGAGUGCCUCAGGAAGAUUGCAGACAAACAGCAGAAGAAGAUGGAGCAGUUGUCCUUGCAAGUAAAGAACCUGGAAGAACAGGUGGCCCAGGAAGAGGGGACAAGCCAAGCUCUGAAAGAGGAGGCGAUGAGGAGAGAAAACGCCCUGCAGCAGCUCCGCACGGCUGUGAAAGAGCUUUCCGUGCAGAACCAGGAUCUCAUCGAGAAGAACCUGACCCUCCAGGAGCGCCUCCGGCAGGCGGAGCUGACGCAGCCGCUGGCGGGGCAGGCGGCCCAGCUCGCCCAGGAGCUGCACGGGGAGCUGGCCACUUGUCUGCAGGAUUUGCAGUCUGUCUUCAGCAUUGUGACUCAGAGGGCUCAGGGCAAGGAUCCCAACCUCUCCCUGCUCCUGGGCAUUCGCUCUGUGCAGUACUCGGCGAAGGAAAAGGACGACUUGCUGAGCCCUGAUAUACUGGCAAAAAAACUGUCGGAGGUAAAACAGCUUCACAGAGAGGUGGAGGACUUAAGGACUGCAAUAUCUGACAGAUACGCCCAGGACAUGGGGGACAACUGCAUCACCCAGUAAAGAAUGUGCUCCCCCCAAAGUAGGACAGGAAACAAAGACUUGAAACCCUGAGGAGACCAGAGCUCCUACGAAUGAAACUGAUUCAGCACUUUACCGUCCCGUUUCUGGGGUCCAAGACGCGUGGCUUAUCCAUGAGAAGUCAGGGGGGCUGCCGGAGGUGUUGAGCUGCUGCCUGGCUAACUGCAUCGCUUGGACUUUGGUGUUGGGCUUUGCAGCUGCUUUGAUCAAGUGGCAUGUGUUUGUGCUGUGUUUGCUGGACUUGAUACGGUCUCUGGGGCUGGGAGGUGAUUUCUGAACUGCCUUCCGGGCUUGGCAUACUCUGGACGUGCAAAUGUGACAGUUUUAACCAACGUGAGGAGGAAAAUAUGCCCUGGUCUUUCUGAUAAUGCUCCGGCCUUAUUAGUCACACAGGAUCUACGCAGAGUUUAUCAGAAGUGUUCAGGGACUAUUUGUGGAUUUAACACUACUGCUAAUUUUAUCAAGGUGCUACCAGUUUUAUCCCUGUGUGUGUGGGCGCUUGUGUAGCCGUUUGUGGAACAGGACCUCUGCUCAGGUAAAUGCAUCCAGAGCCUUGCAGUAGUCAACAGAAUUCGGGGAAUCAAGUGACACUAAAAGACUCUGGAAAUGCCCCUCCUGAGCACUGUUACCCUAGAAGCCUUAAACCCUUCAUCCCCCUGAGAAAACGCUCUGAACAGGGCUUCGAUUCUGGCUGG